AUGAAGACUCGUUUGCGCUUCUCAACCAAACAAGUCGGAAGGGGAUUCUAUCGGGGCACGAAUACAGGAUCCAAGGGUGCACACACGAAGUAUGGGGACUACCUCAUCGACUGGCGCAAAGUGCGACAUUUUGUGGUACCUAAUCUACAAGGAUCGAAGCUGAGUCCUUUCGUUUCUGCUCAACUGCAUGAGCGGCAGGAAAAGCGUGUAGACCCGAACGGCUUCAAAUACGAUGAAAAAUACGACGGAAUGCAGUACUUGAUGUGGAUGAAGCACCAGCAUCCUCAAGAAUGGCAGCAUGAACUGAGCAACGCGCCUGAGCAGCAAGGGUGA
Molecule: messenger RNA, 333 nt
Organism: Lithohypha guttulata
Lineage: Eukaryota; Fungi; Ascomycota; Eurotiomycetes; Chaetothyriales; Trichomeriaceae
Gene: MRPL27
Product: 60S ribosomal protein L27, mitochondrial
Exons: 2
Coding region: 1-333 (110 amino acids)
Biological process (GO): translation
Cellular component (GO): mitochondrial large ribosomal subunit
Molecular function (GO): structural constituent of ribosome
Source: RefSeq, a predicted model, not a curated record